This is a messenger RNA of Delphinapterus leucas (beluga whale), 2085 nucleotides long. RefSeq names its product stimulator of interferon response cGAMP interactor 1 (gene STING1). Gene Ontology annotation, biological process: positive regulation of macroautophagy; reticulophagy; innate immune response. Gene Ontology annotation, cellular component: autophagosome; endoplasmic reticulum membrane. Gene Ontology annotation, molecular function: cyclic-di-GMP binding; 2',3'-cyclic GMP-AMP binding. The record is from RefSeq and is a predicted model, not a curated record. NCBI's taxonomy places the organism in Eukaryota, Metazoa, Chordata, Mammalia, Artiodactyla, Monodontidae.
CUAGAAGGCUGUCGUUACAGGAAAUAACUCUUCAUUUUCCCCGCCUCUGGCCUGAUGUCACAGUCUUCAGAAAAAGAGGAUCUGCAUCUGGAAAUCAGAAUAAAACAAGCAGGCUGCACCCUGAGAGGCCGUCCUCAGUUGCUGGGAGCCCUUGAGCCGGGCCUUCUCUCCUUGUUGCCUUCCAGAAACAAGCUGCCGUCUGGGAGGCAGAAGAUGCCCCACUCCAGUCUGCAUCCAUCCAUCCCACGGCCCAGGGGUCACAGGGCCCAAAAAGCAGCCUUGGUCCUGCUAAGUGCCUGCCUGGUGGCCCUCUGGGGGCUGGGGGAGCUGCCAGACUACACUCUCCAGUGGCUGGUGCUCCACCUGGCCUCCCAGCAGAUGGGACUGCUGAUCAAGGGGGUCUGCAAUCUGGCCGAGGAGCUGUGCCACGUCCACUCCAGGUACCAAGGCAGCUACUGGAAGGCUGUGCGGGCCUGCCUGGGCUGCCCCAUGCACCGUGGGGCCCUGCUGCUGCUGUCCUGCUAUUUCUACUUCUCCCUCCCAAACGUGGCUGGCCUGCCCUUCACUUGGAUGCUUGCUCUCCUGGGCCUCUCACAGGCACUUAACAUCCUCCUGGGCCUCCAGGGCCUGGCCCCAGCAGAGAUCUCUGCAAUCUGUGAAAAAAGGAACUUCAAUGUGGCUCAUGGGCUGGCCUGGUCAUAUUAUAUUGGGUACCUGCGGCUGAUCCUGCCAGGGCUCCAGGCCCGGAUCCAAAUUUACAAUCAGUUCCACAACAAUGUGCUACGGGGCGCAGGAAGCCACCGGCUGCACAUCCUCUUCCCGUUGGACUGUGGGGUGCCUGACGACCUGAGCAUGGCUGACCCUAACAUUCGAUUCCUACACAAGCUGCCCCAGCAAAGUGCUGACCGUGCUGGCAUCAAGGGCCGGGUUUACACCAACAGCAUCUAUGAGCUUCUGGAGAAUGGGCAGCCGGCAGGCAUCUGUAUCCUGGAAUAUGCCACCCCCUUGCAGACCCUGUUUGCCAUGUCACAGGAUGGCCGAGCUGGCUUUAGCCGGGAGGACCGGCUUGAGCAGGCCAAACUCUUCUGCCGGACACUUGAAGACAUUCUGGCAGCUGUCCCUGAGUCUCAGAACAACUGCCACCUCAUUGUCUACCAGGAACCGGCAGAGGGAAGCAGCUUCUCCUUGUCACAGGAGAUUCUCCAGCACCUUCGGCAGGAGGAAAGGGAGGUUACCAUGGGCAGCACGGGGACCUCGGUGAUGCCCGUUUCCUCCACACUGUCCCAAGAGCCUGAGCUCCUCAUCAGUGGCAUGGAACAGCCUCUCCCGCUCCGCUCGGAUAUCUUCUGAGGCCCAGGGUCACCUUCCCUGAGCCCCUGGCCAUCCCCAAGACGCUGGAUUGGAGGAUUUCUUUCUUCAGCAGCUAGAGGCCUAGCAGAGCCAUUUCCUCCCAUAGAGGGCCUCUCAGAGAAGGUCCCUGAGUUUGACAUCUCAAGAUGAAUCCUAUGACCUUGGGCAAGUUGUUUCACCUCUCUGAGCCUCAGUGUCCUCAUCUAUGAAAUGGGAUUAUAAUCAUUGCCCUACCUACCUCACAGGGUAGUUUUUGUGAGGACUAUGGCUGUAUGGGUUUUUUGUAAACUCUAAAUGCCAGGUAAACUUAAAGGAUCUUCCAGGUGUCUUCCAUUGGACCCUCAGACCUACUCUCUACCUUUCCUCUGUCCUGGGAUGGCUUCAAUAGGCUCCCUUGCCCUCUGGCUUCUGGUCACAUUCAGUCAAUGGGAAGCCCCAGUGGGAGAAGGAGGGGAAGGGAAGGGUGAGCUUGGGGUAUCUAUUCCCCCAGGUCCCUCCCUGCAGUAUCAAGGUCACUGUGGGCUCUCUCUAGACCUAAAGGACCCUUUCAGUAACCCUGUCUAUCUCCAGGUCUCAUUAACUUCCUCCUCCUCAUGCCCCUUCAGUCCUGGCAGUGGUAUUGGAGCCUCACUGAUGCUCAGUCUGGAGCGCUCACUCUCACUUGUAAUUUCCUUACACCUGCCCUUUCUAAAUAGUCCCCUUUUUAUUUUUAUUUUAAAAAAUUUUUUGGCCACA